Messenger RNA from Prosopis cineraria, 2064 nucleotides. Its product is annotated as BTB/POZ domain-containing protein At1g63850-like. Lineage: Eukaryota; Viridiplantae; Streptophyta; Magnoliopsida; Fabales; Fabaceae. The transcript has 2 exons. The coding region runs from base 248 to 1726 and encodes 492 amino acids. The record is from RefSeq and is a predicted model, not a curated record.
AAUACUAAGUUUGGAGGGUGGGAUUCUGCAUAGAAGAGUAGUCCACGUUAAAAAUCACAAUCUGGAAUUCUGGGCGUUCCUGCGUUGAAUUUCACGGAGAAGGCCACAAAAUCCAUCAACGAGAAUUGUUCGUUCAUCUUUCCAAUUCCAGCCAAUUCCUCAGGCCGUUACCCUACAACUAAAACUCUGUAAUUGACUUUAUCUUCAAUUCGUUUCUCGUUGAUUUUCGUCUACUUCCCUCUCCCAAAUGAUCACCGGCGGCACAAAGAAGAGGCUUCGCGCCAUCCCCACUCGAAAAAGUACUUCCAGCUGUGCCGUCAUUGACGGUUCCUUCUCUGAUGAAUCCCUCUGUGUAGUUUUCCAAAAACCUCGUACCUGUCGUUCUCCCUGCAUUGGCGACAGUAGCGCCACCACCCCCUUUUUCAAUGACUCUUCCACCGCCGACGUCAUCCUCCGCCUUUUCGUCGAUAGCGCCUCUCCGCUUGGAUCUUCAUUUUCCUCCGAUUCUGGCUCCGUCGACCCCGCCGUGUCUACCUCCGACCUCCACGUGUACCUUCACUCUGACAUUCUUCGCCGCGCUAAAUACUUCUCGGUUAUUCUAUCGGAUCGAUGGAGUGGCCAGUCUCGUCCUCAAGAAUCUGAUGGUUUGUUGAAGCUUAAUCUUGGUGUCCCACUUGCUUCGGGUGCCAUUCAGUCUCAUCUGACGGUGCUGGAAUUGCUUUACACUGAUGAUUUUGCUAAUACCAUCGAUAGUGCGUCGACUGCUCUUGAUCUUCUUCCAGUUGCCCUAGAAUUGCUAUUCGAGGAAUGCGUUCGUUCGUGCGUUACUUUCCUGGAAGCAGUGCCUUGGUCCGAAGAGGAAGAGAGGAGAGUGUUGAAUUUGAUCCCUUUCCUUCGUGAGGAAGAGUCAAAAGAGCUUCUUGCUAGGGUUUCUCCUGCGAGGGAAGAUUCUUGCGAAGUGAUGCUUGAAGGUUUGAUUUCCUCUGCUAUUCACAAUUAUCAGAACACGGCAUUUGUCAAGGCGUUUGUGGCCAAGAUUCUGCGGGAUUUCUCUUCGAGGGAAUCAGCCAAGAGAGUGCUGGAAAAGGCGUUCAACGCGUCCUUGCAGACAGCGAAGGAGUGCUUGGAGGAGUAUUCCAGUCCCGAUUUUAGAGGGGGGCAUAACGAAACAGAGGCGUUACAGAGAUCGAAUUUACACGAAGCGAUGACGCGUGGGAGGCAUUUGCAGUGGUUGCUGGACAGAAUGAUCGAGCUGAGGGUGGCUGAUGCAGCCGUUAUAGAGUGGAGUGAGCAAGCGGCGUUCACAGCUGAUUUACAGAGGGCGUUCCGGGAUGAUGCCUGGAGGAAUAUUGUCCCGGGUCUUCCUGCGGUUUUGCUUCGGUGCACUUACAGGUUAGCGAAGGCUGUCUCUGCGGGCGCUAUUUUGGCUGCUAGACAGGUGAGAAGGAAGCUUGUGGAAGGCUGGCUUCCUGUUCUGGUUGUAUGCAAAGACAGUGUUUCACCAAUGUCACCCUACAAAGCAUUGUAUCUGGAGCUCGAGGAAACGUUCUUGAGAAUUAUCUCCACACUUCCUAUGUCAGAUGCUCAAGAAUUGUUGCCGAAGUGUCUCAGCUUCUCAACCCGAAAUGUCGAAGAUUGUCCUCACCUGGUCACAGCAUUCAAUACCUGGUUCCGGCGUGCAGCCCAACCUGUGAAACCAGACUAUGCUGAUAACCCUGGUGAAUGAGUGGCUGCUACCAUGCGUCUUUGUUGCCUGCCUUCUGAUAAAGUGUUGUGCAUUUGGAUACCGAGUGAUUGGGAGGUGUUUUAACAGCGUAUGGCGCGUGUAUAUAUAUGUGUAGAUAUAAACUAACAAUCAUGUAGGUUAGCUGCUGGCCCCUUUGACAUUAUCUUUGAGUCUGCUCUUGUAUGCUCCUCACUACUUUGGUAAUGGUCUGAUCUGACUGUUUUCCGGAUGGGUGUACGGCUAUCAAGUUGCGAACACAGUUUGCCUGUUUGUUCUUUCUUCCUAUUUCUAGACAAUCACUCCCUAUUUAUAAAAGGUGAUAUCAUAGUUAGAAUCAA